CAUGAUAAGCGUUGCACUUGAAUUCGCCCCUUAAACUUCAAUAUAUCUCUGCCGAAUGGCAACUAUGAGGAAUGUUGCUUUCGAAAUUGAGGAGAUUUUAGUUGGAAAACAGUUGGAAGUUUAAACAUAGUCAUCUGAAAUAGUAAGUUUAUAUUUAAAAUGGCUUCACUUUUUGAUUAUGAGGAUUCUGAAUGUGAGGAGGAAUCUACGGAAGCAAGUGCAGCUACUGCUGCUGGAUCAUUGGACACUGAUAAAUAUUUUUCGCUAGUGAUGGUUAAGGAUCGGAAAACAGAGAUGUAUGUAAAAUUUGCGAAAGUGAUGGUAAUAUUCCAAUAUGUGAAACAGGAGCAUACUGGAAAUAUUUUAAAACAUGUAACAGAAAAAUUCAAAACAACCGCAUAUGUAAUUUCAGAUUCAACUUUUAUUCAACACACCCUGACGUCAUUUGAUCCUGAAAAUACUAAUGCGUAUUACAAAUAUUUUAAAGAAAGGUGUAAAGAAGGUUGUGAAAACGGUGCUAAUCUAAUAGUUAUUGCACCAUCGAUGACAAAUAUGCAUCAAAAUGAGUAUUACCUGUAUUUAGCUCAGAAAACACAAUAUGUUGUGCUUGUUGUACCUCCACUUGUUACUGAAAGUUAUGUGAGUGAUUAUGGACAGGCAAAAAGCUUUCGUGAGAUUAAUGUUAGAGUGAAGUCUUUAAAUCAUUUUCAGCAUUUAUUUUGUGCUUGGUUUCUCCACGAAAAGGAUUCUGUAGAAUUACGCAAUGAAGCAGAACUUUAUGUAAGAGAUUGUUUCGAAAAUUCAAUUGACUUCAGAAGUUAUUUUUCAAAAAUAUGUUCUGUAGAGGAUUUUAGGACUCAUUACAAUUUGCAUCAUAAAAGACAAGAUUUGGCAUAUUGUAUGACCACUAUGUUCCGUUCAAUUAUAGAUACUCAUGCUUAUUUCAAAGAAGAAAAUGUGGAAAAAUUUUAUGGGAAAAUGGCAAAAUUGUUUAUUGUUGGGUUUAUUGUAUCUCCCCAUAUGAUUGCAGCAAGGGUAAAACUGACACAGGAACAGAAAGAAUUGUGGAAAUUGCCAAAUGAUCUGAAAGAAUCAUGUAAUGUUUUGGUAUAUCCAUCGGAACUUCUUGAAAAAUCAAAAGUUAAACAAGAUGAUAAAGUCAAUUUAUCAUCCUCUAAAUGUAAUCGAACAUUAACAUAUUCUGGACAAACUACACAUGCUCCAACAGAAAGCAUACUACCUUAUUUUAAAGGAAGAUCAUGUCAUAUUGUUCUAGGAAGAGUUACAGAUGCACCUGUGCGUAAUGUUGAUUAUGAUGUGUACUUUGCAGUCAAUAGAGAAACUAACGCCGUUAAAAAUAAUGCAGAUUUAGAGGAUGAUGAUAUUGGAAGAUCAAUUGUCCGAAGGAUUGGGAGAUACUGGUUUAUAUAUUUGAAGGAAACUCUUUGUGUUGAAGGUUUCUUCACAUCAUAUGUCAAGGCAGAAAAUUAUGAUAUCCGAAGAGUUUAAAAGUGUUCUGAAAGCAAGUUUGAUUUUGUAUAAUUUUAUAUCUGUUUACAGCUUUGAGUUGCUUUAAGAUUGUUGAAAAUAGUAAUAUGAAACUUUAUAUGAAUAAAAUUAUAUGUAAUGGAAUUUGUGCAUUAAAAAGAUGUGUUUUUGAAAUC
Stegodyphus dumicola is the source of this 1664-nucleotide messenger RNA. RefSeq lists its product as uncharacterized. The record is from RefSeq and is a predicted model, not a curated record. NCBI's taxonomy places the organism in Eukaryota, Metazoa, Arthropoda, Arachnida, Araneae, Eresidae.